Molecule: messenger RNA, 1208 nt
Organism: Hemiscyllium ocellatum (epaulette shark)
Lineage: Eukaryota; Metazoa; Chordata; Chondrichthyes; Orectolobiformes; Hemiscylliidae
Product: C-X-C chemokine receptor type 2-like
Exons: 2
Coding region: 124-1104 (326 amino acids)
Biological process (GO): neutrophil chemotaxis; G protein-coupled receptor signaling pathway; immune response
Cellular component (GO): membrane
Molecular function (GO): C-X-C chemokine receptor activity
Source: RefSeq, a predicted model, not a curated record
UUUAAUGUGAUAUGAGGAGAAACAUUGGAGAAGCUGAGUUGUAAAGUGUGUAAAUUCUGCAGCAAAGGAACUUUUGGAGAUCCUUUGGAGAGCAAAGGAACUUUUGGAUAUUGGCUACAGAAAAUGGACAACCUGAAGUUUGAUAUUGGCGAUUUUGACUUUGGUGAUAUAUUUGAAGAUUAUACAAUUUCCUAUGAUUACAUUAUUGACCCAGACACGUCACCCUGUACUUCUGUCGUGAACGAGUCAAUCAACACGAUUCUGGCUGUUAUCUAUAGUCUAGUGUGCUUCCUCGCUGUGACAGGGAAUAUUAUCGUAAUGACUGUCCUACUUUAUAAUCGACGGACCAUCUCAUCCACAGACAUCUACCUGCUUCAUCUGGCAGUGGCUGACCUGCUCUUUGCCGUGACCUUGCCUUUUUGGGCAGUGGAUGCUGUAUCCGGCUGGGUGUUUGGUGAUGCCAUGUGUAAAAUUAUCAGCAUGUUACAGGAAGUUAACUUCUACAGUGGCUUUUUGUUUCUGGCUUGUAUCAGUAUUGAUCACUAUUUGGCAACUAUCUACUCCAAACAGACGUACAGAUGCAACAGACCAUUUCUGGCCUGUAUUGCUGUUUGGUUGCUGGCCAUUCUUCUGUCUUUACCAGUUCGACACAAGGGAGAAUAUACUCUACCUAAUUCCAACAGAAAGGUUUGUUAUUUACUCGAUGGUAAAUUGACAGAAACAUGGAAAAUGAAUAUCAGGUUUUUGCAUCAUUUUAUCAACUUUCUCAUCGCACUUGUUGUCAUAAUUUUCUGUUUCGCUGUGACAAUCCUGAAACUGUAUCAAACAAAGAGACGCCAGAAACACAAAGUCAUGGACGUCAUCACAGUGGUGGUGCUGGCCUUUGUAAUUUGUUGGCUACCGUACAACAUUACUAUGUUCAUUGACAUACUGAUGAAGACCAAAUUUAUUGAUGAAACCUGUGAGAAGCGUAAUCAUAUUGAUAGGGCUCUGGUUGGAAAUCAAAGUUUAGGAUUUCUGCACAGCUGUGUUAAUCCAUUUAUAUAUGUAUUCCUCUGGGUGAAAUUCAGAAAGAACCUUAUCAAUCUCUUAGCUAUGAAGUGAACUGUAUAAUUCAUUGAAGAGUCAGUCUUCUGCUUGUCCACUUCAACUAAUCAGUAAACUGACAACUGAGCUAUUUAAAAAUUAAAUGUUUGAAUAAAAGUGCU